Molecule: messenger RNA, 1537 nt
Organism: Tripterygium wilfordii
Lineage: Eukaryota; Viridiplantae; Streptophyta; Magnoliopsida; Celastrales; Celastraceae
Product: putative lipase ROG1
Exons: 10
Coding region: 115-1332 (405 amino acids)
Source: RefSeq, a predicted model, not a curated record
GGGUCGUCGUCCCAAUCGAUCAUUGAAUACAGACGCAAGACCACUUGAACGGCGAAAUCUGUCGCUCGCCAAACAAACCGAGAAAUCUUGUCACGAAGUUCUCGAGCGCUCUCUAUGGAUGCUAUGGAGUCGGAGGGAGGUUCUAGGACCGCACAUCAAGAGCCAGGUGGACGAAACAAUAAUGAUGACAUUAUCAAUAAUAGAAGGAAGAAGAGAAGUUCUUCGUAUUUACCCAAAUUUGGGUGUCUGAGGACGGAAACGGACGAGGAUGGGAGUUUUGAUGUUGAGGUUGAUGUGGAAGGAGAGCCACACGCGCCGUCGCAUCUCGUUGUUAUGGUCAACGGCAUCAUUGGCAGUGCUCAAGACUGGAGAUUCGCUGCCAAGCAGUUCCUGAAGCAUUAUCCCCGAGACGUUGUUGUUCACUGCAGUGAAUGUAAUUCUUCAAUGUUGACAUUUGAUGGUGUUGAUGUAAUGGGAGAGAGAUUAGCAGAAGAGGUUAUAUCAGUUAUAAAACGUCAUCCGACUGUUCAGAAGAUUUCAUUUGUUGGUCAUUCAUUAGGAGGGCUGGUUGCGAGGUACGCCAUUGCUAAGCUCUAUGGGCGAGAUAUCUCAAGGGUUUCUCAGGGAAAUGGAGCUUCCCAAACUGAUGGACUUGGCGAUAAGUGCCAUGAAGAGAAAUUUAGAGGCAAAAUUGCUGGACUGGAGCCUGUGAAUUUUAUAACUUCUGCAACCCCGCACCUUGGCUCAAGAGGGCAUAGACAGGUACCAGUAUUUUGUGGAUUCCUAAAACUGGAAAAAGUAGCAGCUCAGACAUCAUGGUUUCUUGGUAGAACUGGAAAACAUCUGUUUUUGACUGAUCAUGAUGAUGAACGACCACCACUUCUUCUUCGGAUGGUCACUGAUCAUGAAGAUCUAAAAUUCAUGUCAGCUUUGCAGUCCUUCCGGCGUCACGUUGCCUAUGCAAAUACACAUUUUGACCAUAUUGUUGGGUGGAGUUCAUCAUCCAUUCGCCACCGAAGGGAGCUCCCUAAGAAUAAACAUCUCUCAAGAGAUGACAGGUACCCACAUAUUGUGCAUGUGGAGACAUCAAAAGCUGCUACAUCGGAACAAGACGUCUCUUUGGAGAACAAGGUUGCUGGAUUCGAGAGGAUUGACAUGGAAGAUGAAAUGCUGAGAAGUUUGACAAAAUUGAGCUGGGAACGGGUUGAUGUCAACUUCGGUGGAAGUAAACAAAGAUUUAUGGCACACAGUACCAUUCAAGUAAAAAGCUAUCGGAUCAAUUCUGAUGGGGCUGAUGUAAUCCAGCACAUGAUUGACAAUUUUCUCUUAUAACAAUAGGUGUCAUUUCUUGUAAUAUCUGAAUGUACAUGUAUGGUAAACCAUAUUGAAGUAGUGAGUCCAGGAGUAUAAAAGCAGGUGAAGCACAGCAUGUUGUGCAGAGAGCUUUUUAACCUCUGUUUUUUCAUGGGUGUUGGGGGGGUUUCAGUGAAAAUUAUUUAUUGCAAGCUUACACGUGUUAGUAGCUUAUUACUCUCAG